Phytophthora sojae is the source of this 645-nucleotide messenger RNA. RefSeq lists its product as hypothetical. The coding region runs from base 1 to 645 and encodes 214 amino acids. The transcript is spliced from 2 exons. NCBI's taxonomy places the organism in Eukaryota, Oomycota, Peronosporomycetes, Peronosporales, Peronosporaceae. The record is from RefSeq and is a predicted model, not a curated record.
AUGUUCAGCCUCAGCACCAGCAGCAAGAUCUUCGCUCUGUGCAUUGCCGCCACCGCCGUGUCGACCGGUGCCCACGCCGAGACAGAGGCGGACCAGACCUUGGGUUUGCUCGGACUCCCCGGCGUCGGCUAUGGCGCACCCGGCUACGGAUACGGCGCCGGCCCCGCGCUCAGUGUCGGUGUGCCUGGCCUCGCGAGUGUCGGCGUCGGUGUGGGCAACGGCGGUGUUGGUGUCGGUGCCAACGUGCUGGGCCUCGGAGCGCACGUCGGUGUGGGCUUGCCUAUCCUGCGGGCUAUCCUGCGAACGGCGUCCCGCCGACCGGUCGCCCCUGCUACGACGGCUACGACUAGUGGCGCCAAUGGCGCGUCUACUGCGAACGCGAACGCCAAUGCGAACGGCGGCAACAGCCCCUACUCGACCAAGACGGUCUCCGUCACGAACGGAGACGGCACGUCGAACACGGCGUCCGUGUCGAACGGAAAUGGUGCCACCGCGACGGGUGGUGCAUCAGCGAGUGCUACGGCCAGCGCCAGUGCGAGUGCGUCUGCUCGGGCCACGGCUGGAGCGAGCGCCACGUCGGCGCAGAAGACGUACCGCCAGCUUCGCUCGGUGGAAUAUGUGUAUCCUCGUCGGAAGCCUGGUUGA